Molecule: messenger RNA, 6750 nt
Organism: Condylura cristata (star-nosed mole)
Lineage: Eukaryota; Metazoa; Chordata; Mammalia; Eulipotyphla; Talpidae
Gene: ZFX
Product: zinc finger protein, X-linked
Exons: 8
Coding region: 113-2512 (799 amino acids)
Biological process (GO): regulation of transcription by RNA polymerase II
Cellular component (GO): nucleus
Molecular function (GO): DNA-binding transcription factor activity, RNA polymerase II-specific; RNA polymerase II transcription regulatory region sequence-specific DNA binding; metal ion binding
Source: RefSeq, a predicted model, not a curated record
AACAGCUCCUGCUUCUGGUUUCCUCCCUUUAUGGCACCAUGUUUUUUUUUUCCAGGUUCAUUCUGGACAGCUCUGAUUUUGCAUGAGCUGUGACUGAUGAGAAUUAAAGGCCAUGGAUGAAGAUGGACUUGAAUUACAACCACAAGAACCAAACUCAUUUUUUGAUACAGGCGCUGAUGCUACACACAUGGAUGGUGAUCAGAUUGUUGUGGAAGUUCAAGAAACUGUUUUUGUUUCAGAUGUUGUGGAUUCAGAUAUAACUGUGCAUAAUUUUGUUCCUGAUGACCCAGACUCAGUUGUCAUCCAAGAUGUUAUUGAGGACGUUGUUAUAGAAGAUGUUCAGUGCCCAGAUAUCAUGGAAGAAGCAGAUGUGUCUGAAACAGUCAUCAUUCCUGAGCAAGUGCUAGAUUCAGAUGUAACCGAAGAAGUUUCUUUAGCACAUUGCACGGUUCCAGAUGAUGUCUUAGCUUCCGACAUUACUUCAGCCUCAAUAUCUAUGCCAGAACACGUCUUGACAAGUGAAUCUAUACAUGUGUCUGAUGUUGGACAUGUUGAACAUGUGGUUCAUGAUAGUGUAGUAGAAGCAGAAAUUGUCACUGAUCCUCUAACAACCGACGUAGUUUCCGAAGAGGUACUAGUAGCAGAUUGUGCCUCUGAAGCAGUCAUAGAUGCCAAUGGGAUCCCUGUGGACCAGCAAGAUGACGACAAAAGCAACUGUGAGGACUACCUUAUGAUUUCCUUGGAUGAUGCUGGGAAAAUCGAGCAUGAUGGUUCCUCUGGAAUGACCAUGGACACAGAGUCAGAAAUCGAUCCUUGUAAAGUGGAUGGCACUUGCCCUGAAGUCAUCAAGGUGUACAUUUUUAAAGCUGACCCUGGAGAAGAUGACUUAGGCGGCACAGUAGACAUUGUGGAGAGUGAGCCUGAGAAUGACCACGGAGUUGAGUUACUUGACCAGAACAGCAGUAUUCGUGUGCCAAGGGAAAAGAUGGUUUAUAUGACUGUCAACGACUCUCAACAAGAAGAUGAAGAUUUAAAUGUUGCCGAAAUUGCCGAUGAAGUUUAUAUGGAAGUGAUUGUAGGGGAGGAGGACGCAGCAGCGGCAGCGGCUGCCGCUGCUGCACAUGAACAGCAGAUGGAUGACAGUGAGAUCAAGACCUUCAUGCCGAUAGCGUGGGCGGCCGCUUACGGUAAUAAUUCUGAUGGAAUUGAAAACCGGAAUGGCACUGCAAGUGCCCUCUUGCACAUAGAUGAGUCUGCUGGGCUCGGCAGACUGGCUAAACAAAAACCAAAGAAAAGGAGAAGACCUGAUUCCAGGCAGUACCAAACAGCAAUAAUCAUUGGCCCUGACGGACAUCCCUUGACUGUCUAUCCAUGCAUGAUUUGUGGAAAAAAGUUUAAGUCAAGAGGUUUUUUGAAAAGGCACAUGAAAAACCAUCCUGAACACCUUACCAAGAAGAAGUACCGCUGUACUGACUGUGAUUACACUACCAAUAAGAAGAUAAGUUUACACAACCACUUGGAGAGCCACAAGCUAACCAGCAAGACAGAGAAGGCCAUCGAAUGUGAUGAGUGUGGGAAGCAUUUCUCUCAUGCUGGGGCUUUGUUUACUCACAAAAUGGUGCAUAAGGAAAAAGGAGCCAACAAAAUGCACAAGUGUAAAUUCUGUGAAUAUGAGACAGCUGAACAAGGCUUAUUGAAUCGCCACCUGUUGGCAGUCCACAGCAAAAACUUUCCUCAUAUUUGCGUGGAGUGCGGGAAAGGUUUUCGUCACCCCUCGGAGCUCAAAAAACACAUGCGAAUCCAUACUGGGGAGAAACCGUACCAGUGCCAGUACUGCGAGUAUAGGUCUGCAGACUCUUCUAACUUGAAAACUCAUGUAAAAACUAAGCAUAGUAAAGAGAUGCCGUUCAAGUGUGACAUUUGUCUUCUGACUUUCUCAGAUACCAAAGAGGUGCAGCAACAUGCUCUUAUCCACCAAGAAAGCAAAACACACCAGUGUUUGCACUGCGACCACAAGAGUUCGAACUCGAGUGAUCUGAAACGACACAUAAUUUCAGUUCACACGAAGGACUACCCCCAUAAGUGUGACAUGUGUGAUAAAGGUUUUCACAGGCCUUCAGAACUCAAGAAACACGUGGCUGCCCACAAGGGUAAAAAAAUGCACCAGUGUAGACAUUGUGACUUUAAAAUUGCAGAUCCGUUUGUUCUAAGUCGCCAUAUUCUCUCAGUUCACACAAAGGAUCUGCCAUUUAGGUGUAAGAGGUGUAGAAAGGGAUUUAGGCAACAGAAUGAGCUUAAAAAGCAUAUGAAGACUCACAGUGGCAGGAAAGUGUAUCAGUGUGAGUACUGUGAGUACAGCACUACAGACGCCUCAGGCUUUAAACGACACGUUAUUUCCAUCCAUACAAAAGACUAUCCACACCGAUGUGAGUACUGCAAGAAAGGGUUCCGGAGACCUUCGGAAAAGAACCAGCACAUAAUGCGACAUCAUAAAGAAGUUGGCCUGCCCUAACAAGACUGCUGCAGACAUUUGUAGAGAUAUUGGCCUUGAAGCAGAAAAUUAUUUGAAAGCCAAUUGGUCUCGUUCACAUACAAUACUGUAUAUUGAUUUAUGCUGUGUACAAAUAGAGUUACUGCUUCUAGUUGACUUUUUUUUUACAUUUUGUUCAGUAGUGUGUUCUGAAUUCUAUUCAGUUUGUUUAAUAAAUGGGGAAAAGCAGCAACAAGCAGGUUGCUUUUAAAGAUAAUCCCUGAUUCUAUACUGAAUUUUUCUAUCUUAGAAGUUUUAUAUUUAUUUAAUUAUUUACCUUGCUUACCUUCAUGGUACUCUUCUAAGACCAUUUAACUUAAAGUUAAGGUAACUUUAGAUUGGUAACUCUGAAAGUAUUCAUUGGGACUCUUUUUUUUUUUGUCCUAUAAAUUUCUCACAAUAAAAUUGUCAGAGACAUCUACUAAUAUAAAUGGGAGAUUUUAUAGUCAGGUCUAAUUAUCCUAAUUUGGAAUUCAUUUACUUGUCUUAAUAUUUUCAGACCACAUGACAACAAAAGUCUCCAUUAGAUCUUUUGUGUCCCUGGCAUUGCUGAGUAAAAAACAAUGUCUGGGUUCCUGUUUCCUUUUCAUUUUGUUUAACAGACAAAAUAUACUCUUAUUUUUGGCUUUCUUUGGAGUAUUUACAUCUUUUGUCAGCAUUAGCAAAGUUUGAAAAUUUUUGCUUGAUCCUAUUGUAAUUUGAUUAUUCUGUCUGUGCUGCUUUGUCCUGGAAUUGUUGUGUGCUACACAUGAGACUUAUUGAGGACUGCAUUUUGGAAUCUCCUAGAGGUAAUUCGUGGCGCAUAGGAUCUUUUGCAACUUUAUAUAUGUAAAUGUACCCUGAAUUAUCUAUAUGCACAUAUAUAUAACGCUUAUCUGUGUGUAUUGCUUAUUUUACAUAUUUAUACACACAACCCCAAGUAGUAGUUGUUAAAAUCUAUAAUGAAAAGUAUUAAAUUUACGAUAACAUGAAAGAUGCAGGGAUGCAUGAGAGAGCAUUUGUGAAUCAUGCUCUUUAGAGAGACUACUCAGGUGAAGAAUUAGAAGGAAAAUAAGGACACUAGUAUUUUUAAAGAGUAAAGGUAUUUUCUUUUAAAUAUCUUUGGUAAUUGAAAAAUAGAAGUUAAGAUGUUUCUAGAUAGAACAUUUUCAUACAACUUCAACUCCAUGCCUUUAUAUUUUUCUGAGAAGCUAAUGGAUUUCCAGACAAAACUCCCUCAGUUCUCUCUGAGCAGCCUAGGAGGGAACUCCUGUCAUCAAGUGAGGGGUCUGAGGAAGUAACAGCCCCACUUACCAGAGAUUGGGUGCUAAUUAUGUCUUAGAGUUGGCAAGGUCAGCCAGUUCAGUUAUUUCUUAGUUACAAUUAGCAAACUUUAAAAAGUUCAGUGUUCAAGUUGGUUUUGAUUAGAAGAUAAAGGUGUGUUUUAAAUACAUGAGGAAAAUCUGAGGCCUUAUUCGGAAUAUCACCAAGUCUUUCAGUUGCGUUUUUCUUUUAGAGUUGACAUUUUUUAACAAAUAGCUUUCAGUCAGUCAUAAAUUCAUGAAGUGAACUCGGUUAAUUAGAAUUUGAUUAUGGUAAGGUGAAUCUUGGAGACAAGUUUUUGGGGUCCCUUAAAUCGGCUAUAGGCACACGAGUAUCUGGCACGUGUGGGAAAUGCGGAAUUUUCUUCCACUUGAUAGCGCCUUGCCAUUCACUAUGGUGCUCCAUCCCUUUUGUGCUAUUAGGUUUUUACCUUUUACCUUUCUCUUUGCCAGCGAUUCUUGUAUUCAAGAACUAUGUUUGUAGGGUUUAGAAAUCUAAAUAUUUGGUGUUUGGCAAACCUCUCAAGUGCUAGAUUGAUUUAGUCUAGUUCUAAAUCAAGUGCUUUAAGCUGGUAUGAAUGCCAACCUGAAUGCCAGUUCAAGCCAAGUCAUGGGCUUUUGUCCUCUUGGCCCCCGUAACUUUUUUCUUUCUUUUUUUAAGUGACUUAUAAUUGUGUGAUUCAUUGCCCCGCACUUCUAUUCUUGAAAGCUCUGUCUGUUUUUUUGUGAGAACCUUUAAAAUCUUCCUUAAUUUUUACUUUUCCCAAAAGUAAUGUAAAACACUUAAGCAGAAAUGGACAUUAACUUUUAUAUGUCCUACAAAAUUAAUACAGAAAUAUAAUUGGUCGUUUAUAUUUUUUUAAAUAAACUGAAAGAUAAAGAACACAACACUUUACACACUUUAUAUUUCUCUUACAUAGUCUGGAAUCAUACACAAUUCUUUUCUUUUUUUAAAGCACAAUAUUGAAACCUUUAAAAGGUAUUUAAGGGUUUGGUCAAGUGAAUAUGAUAAAUUGUAUUUGUCUGUAUAAAAAGAAAAUGAAAUUGUAGUCACUGUUAUGUACUGACAUUAGUUACAACCUAGUUUUAAUUCUUAAAACAAUUUUGAUUAGCAAAGCUAAAAAAAAUGGAUGUUUCAGUUAAAUGUUUUAAAGAGGUACAGAUUUUUACAAGGACAUAUCUAAGUUAUUGUUCUGUAGAAAUAUCCUAUUAAAUAUUGUAUGUCCCGCCCUCUGUACACUUUGUAAAAAACUUAAAAUACAUAAAAAGAAAAUCAUAUAGGGAUGUGUGACAUUAUUGUAAUUGUGUACUUGAGAAUAACGUGCAAAAAUAAAAAUCAGAAUAUUUUCCUGUUAAUGUUUAGUCUAUUUGAUACCAGUACUAAGUUAAUGCUUUUUCUUAAGAAAAAAAAUGUACAGUUUUUGUAAAACCUAAUAAACAUCAAAAGCAGUGGAUUAUUUUCAUUUCCCCAUUUCUUAAUUACUUUUAUGCAGUAGUGGAAUGCAAAAAUACUUGAUCGCUUUAAAUUUUGUGAGUUGGAUGCAAAUACUGAUAUUUCAGCCCUGCGAAUUUGCAAGUAAUAUUUCAGAAAAGAGGUGAUUGGUGAAACCUUUGAUGAGCAGCAUGUCCUGGAAAUGCAUUUUUUUUUCUCUUCAUAAAAAAAUGGAUUUGUUUUAUUAGCACCUCCAGUCCCCUUGAGAUACCUCUCCUAGGCAUAAUGUGGUUUUUGAGAGCACCUAAUGUGCAUUUUCACUUCAGCCCCACAGCAGUUAGCAGAGAUUACUGCCGGCUGCAGGAGCCCUGCUCUCUCUCAUGUUACCCCUAGUGCCUGGUUGGGAGGAAUCUUGUAGUCACUAGAUAGUGAAGGUAGGUCGUUGUCAUAAAAAAUCAGUAUUUAUUAAAAGUUUUCAGGAGUCAAAAAGGACAAGCUACAUUGAGCCAAGUUGGUUUUUAAAGAUGAGAUCCUAGCUUUCCAGUUAUGUAGGAAGUGCUUGCCAUAACAAUUGUACCUAAUCCAAACUUGAAGUAAAUGGUCAGGAGAACAUGGUGAGCGUCACUGUCCAGAGCCAGACAAAACCAUCACAUGCUGGAAAACAGCUGUAAUAGGACUGCUGACAGAUAACAUCUAACCAUUCUCUGAUCCCAGUCAGAUAAUAGGCUUUUCUGUUCUCUUGCAAUCUCAGUAUUAACAGUUGUCUUUAAUUUCCACAAAAUGUAAGCCUCGUGUAAGGAAAGCCUGACCAUUCCAAAAUCUUAGAGGGGUGGUACUUCAAAGCAGUGGGUUUCAAAAUGUAGCCUAGCAGCAAGGGGUAACGUCAUAGUCCCCUGGGACUUUAAGAUGCAAAUUCUCAGCCCCACCCCCAACCCACUGAAUUGGGAAACUGGGUGUGAGAUCCAGUCAUCUGUGUCUUAACAUGUCGAUCAAGUGAUUCUGACGCAAGUUCAAGUUUGGGGAACAGUUUUAGAGCACUUGAGGAACAUACAAGAUUGCUUUUGUGCAAAGUUGUGCAACAGCUUGGAAGAUAGACAAAAUCACACACAAAUAGGCAGUGAAAGUGAAAUGGAACUUUCAUACCUUCCGUUAACCCCUUUAAAAAGUGAACUUGCCUGUGGAUAAGAACAUCCUUUAGUGUAGAGAUAAGGAGUGCGUACUUCAUAAAUCUUGUUUGACCUCCCCUAAGUGACCCUCCUCAAAGGUAAAUAGAAUUCAGAGGAAGAUUCAACAAGUAAAAGAGAAGGGCAAGGAGAGUGUGUGUUUAAUUGGCUCAGUGUUAUUCAUAUCUGGGGGAAAAAGCGUUUUGCCACAUUCUUCAGCUGUUUAGACAAGGUUAAAAUUAAGUUUGCCCUUGAGGAUUUUGUUUUCAACUUUUUUUGUAUAUAUUGUUUGCCUUUUUCAUAAAAUCUUGGAUGUGUUAUAUG